Molecule: messenger RNA, 1020 nt
Organism: Prosopis cineraria
Lineage: Eukaryota; Viridiplantae; Streptophyta; Magnoliopsida; Fabales; Fabaceae
Product: non-specific lipid transfer protein GPI-anchored 20-like
Exons: 4
Coding region: 98-790 (230 amino acids)
Source: RefSeq, a predicted model, not a curated record
UCAAAAAUACUUCUGAAUUUGAUCGCUUCAUUUCAGUUUCCAUAACCCCACAAGCCAAAAAAAAAAAUCUCAACAGAACAGAACAAAACAGAGUAAUAUGGAGCAUUUUCAGCCAAGGUGGUUCUCUGUGGUGGUGGCCACCGUGGUGAUGGUGGCAGCGAUGGUUGCUCCGGCAAGUGGUCAGAUUAGCUCCCCAUGUAACACAUCGAUCAUAAAUACCUUCACACCUUGUAUGAACUACCUGACGAACAGCAGCGCCGGCGGAUCCUCCAUGCCCACUACACAGUGCUGUGAUUCUCUAAAGUCUCUCACCAGCGGAGGCAUGGACUGUCUGUGCCUCAUAGUCACUGGUAGUGUUCCCUUCCAAUUACCUAUUAACAGAACAUUAGCCAUCUCCCUACCACGUGCCUGUCGCAUGCCACGUGUCCCUGUUCAGUGCAAAGCCUCUGGUUCACCACUUCCUGCACCAGGACCUGCAUCUCUAGGCCCAUCUCCUUCACCGAGAUCGGCUCCCUCUGGAUUCACUCCAUCUCCUAGCCCUCAAGUGCCUUCCAUUAUGCCUUCACCGCCAAUGACACCUUCAGAGGCACCUGAAUCAGACACAACCCCAUCAUCAUCAUCAUCUCCAUCAGUGGAUAAUACUAAUACACCACCAUCAACAUCAACAACACCAUCAACAUCUGGGCGUACUACUAAUCUGACUCCAUCAUCAUCUUCUGCUAUGUCUUCUUCCACUUUCUUACUUCUCAUUGCUUCUACACUAGUUGGUCUUCUCAACUACUUCUACUAAUUUCCCUCUUGUGUCAGUGUUCGUGUUCUGCAUUAUUCAUGUGCUAUUGUACCUACCAUAGCCUGCAAAAUAUAUUCUUAUGGGUUGUGACUGUUGUUGGUUUGGAGUUUUGUUUUAGGUCAUUUCAAACCCAUGUUGGGUAGUUUUACCAUUUAUAUUUAUUUAAAAGCACUUUGUACUGCAUUGUAUAUGAGUUUAUAGAAAUAAAGAACAUUUUAUUUUUAUUGAAA